AUGGACUCGGGAAAGAGCUCGGAGGCCGGAAGCAGUGGCGCCGGCGGUGCGUCGUCGGCCACUGACUACGAGGUCUUCUUGAGUUUCAGAGGGCUGGACACUCGCCAAGGAUUCACGGAUUUCCUUUACCACGAUAUGCUAGACGCGAACAUCCGUGUUUUCUUGGACAAGGAAGAGCUCCACGUAGGUAAAGAAAUAGCCGGCGAGCUACCGAAGGCCAUCGAGAAGUCGAGGAUCUACGUACCCAUCUUCUCUAAAGGUUAUGCUUCGAGCGUGUGGUGCCUGCGCGAGCUCGCGCACAUGGUGGAGUGCUGGAAAUCCAAACCAUCCGAGAAGGAGAUCAUGCCGAUUUUCUACGACGUGGGAUCUGACGAUGUUAAGCUCAAGUCUCCACUUUACGUGGGCGCUUUGGGUGAGCACGAGAAGAAAUAUGGCCGCGAGAGGAGGGAGAAGUGGGAGGAUGCCCUCCAAAGCGUUUCCAGAAUCAGAGGAUGGGAGCUGAAAAGCCAAGGGCACUGGAAUUUCAUUAAAAGGUUGGUACGGGAGAUUGUGAUGAAGCUAAAGACAAGAGACAAAUAUGUUGUCGAGCAUUUAGUUGGAAUGGAUGAUCAAGUGGAAGCGGUUCUGAAGUUGUUGGACAUGGGCUCCGGGGGCAUGCGCUUUGUGCUAAUCCAUGGAAUGGGCGGAAUCGGCAAAACGACUCUCACUAAGGAUGUGUUCAACAAACUGAAUUCCCUCUUCAGUCAUAGCUGCUUCUUGGGAAAUGUCCGGGAAUCUUCGGUUAGCUUGGGCUUCGUAAGUUUACAGAAACAGCUAUUGUCUAACAUGUUGGGUUCGGACUUUCGAGAUGAAAUAAACGAUGCCGACGAUGGGAUCGAGGUGAUUGUGAAGCGACUGUCUAACAGGAAAGUCUUCAUCGUCCUUGACGACGUCAAUGAUGAGGAGCAACUCGAGAAACUAGCCAUCAAGCGUCUUCCGUUUGGCUCAGGAAGCAGAAUUAUAAUUACAACUAGGAACAAAAGAGUCGUUGAAGCUGACCAAACUUUGCGGUACGAAGUGAAGCCAUUGGAUCCCGUUCAGUCGCUUGAGCUUUUCACUAGACAUGCUUUUGGAGGCAAUCCUCCUCCAAAUGAUUAUGUCAAUCUUUCGAAACAAGUAGUUUCUACAACCGGAGGACUUCCCUUGGCCCUCGAAGUUGUAGGCUCAUUACUUCGUCGCCAAAGCAAAGCCUCCUGGUUUGAAGUACUGGAAAAUCUGAGGGAAGUACCUCAUGAAAAGGUUCAGGACAAGCUGAAGAUCAGCUACAAUGGGCUGAGUUCGGAGCAAAAACAGAUCUUUCUCGACAUCGCCUGUCUCUUUGUGGACGAAGACAAGACGAAUGCAUACUACAUGUGGAAAGAUUGUGGGUUUUCUCCGGUUUAUUCUGUUGAAGUCCUUGUCUGCAUGUCGUUGAUAAAGAUUACUGAUGACAACAAAUUCUGGAUGAACGAUCAAUUGAGAGAUCUCGGUAGGAAAAUUGUCCGUGGAGAUACGAGGCUGAUGGAUCAAAGAAAGCAAAGCAGAUUGUGGGUUCCUGAGACGGCCAGUGAUAUCGUAGGAACAAAAGAGAGAAAGGAGGCCAUUGAAGCAGUCUGCUUAAGAGGAGGAACCUAUACGGGCAAAGAGUUUUCAAGGCUUCCAAACAUAAGGUUCCUCAAAUUAUUUGGGGGACAUUUAGAUGGAGAUUUUGAGAGUCAGCUUAAAAAGUUAAGAUACGUGUCCUGGCAAAGGUGUCCUCGAGACCUCUUGGCCAUCAAUUUCCAUCCAAGCAAUCUUGUAGUUCUCAACGUGUCUGAUAGUUCCAUCACAGAGGACUGGACCGGAUGGAGUCAAAUCAAGGUUGCGGAGAAGCUCAAAGUUCUAGAUCUCACAUAUUGCUACAACAUGACCAGGACUCCAAACUUCUCUGGUUAUUUGAGUUUAGAGAGAUUGAUCCUUAAAGAUUGCACAAGUCUGGUUGAGAUAGAUGGUUCCUUCGAAAAGCUCAAGUGCCUGAUCUACUUCAAUGCGAAUUGGUGUACGGAUCUUACGGAGUUGCCCAAAGGGAUUGGAGAGUUAGAGAAGCUCGAGUACUUGUACUUAGGGAACUGCAAAAAGUUGAGGAAGCUGCCUGAAUCAUUUGCGACAGUGACAUCGCUGAUUGAGUUGGAUCUCUCGUAUACAGCUAUCACGAGAUUGCCUGAUUCCAUAGGUAGCCAAAAGCGCUUGUCGGUUCUUAAACUGCAAGGUACAAAAAUCAAUAGACUUCCCACUUCUGUUGUGAAUCUACCAGAACUCAAGUCUCUCUUUCUAUCACAAGCUUCCAUAGAGAAACUUCCGGUCUCGAUUGGGAAGUUGGAAUCGCUACUCGAGUUGGAUGUCUCGGCAACAAAUUGUCUGCGGUUACCUGGAUCUAUUGGAAACCUAUGUAGAUUAAAAGUCCUCAAUCUUGCGUCUUCUUUGAUAAGGGAGCUACCGCCUAGCAUUGUCGAGCUAAAAGAGUUGGAAGAGCUACAUGCCGAGGAUUGCCGGGAUCUAGAGUGGGAAAUUCCCGAGGGCAUUGGGGAGUUAAAGCUUUUGAGAGUUCUUAACUUGGAAUUUACCCUUACUAGAAAUGUUCCGGAGUCGAUCCAACUUCUUCCUCACCUAGAGAUGUUGGGACUAUGUGGUUGUAGCAAACUCGAAGUCUUACCUAAGCUUCCCGCAAGUUUGAUAAGCCUAAGCUUUGGAUCAAGUUCGCUGAAGCGGGUCGAGGAUCUCUCAAACCUAACUAAAUUGGCGGAGUUGAGGUAUAGUGGUCAUGCUGAGAACUUUCAUCCCUUGUUCUCCCUAGAUGGUCCAUGCCGACAAUCCCUCGUGUUCCUUCAACCGUCUCUGUCAACAUUGUCGCUCCAAUAUCAUGAAUCCAGAACCAGUUUAUCAUUUGGUCAAGACUUGAGAAACUUGACACGUUUGUUCAUGUAUAAAUGUUGGUGGAAGGAGGUUCAGCUCAAUGGGCUUGAACAGUUGAUUGAAUUCGAAGUGGAAGGGUUAGAACUCCUCGAGGGAUUUGCCGGUCUUUCAAGUUUGAAGAGGUUGAGGCUGUUGACGCUGAUCGAUUGCCCUAAUCUAACUGCGAUCCAAGGUCUCGAAUCGCUGGAGUCGUUGGAGCAUUUGGACGUAAGCGGGUGUCUUGAGAUUGAAAGUCUAGACCUAUCGGAUCUGAAAAAGCUCAAGUCCUUGAAAAUUCAAGAAUGCGAAGGGCUUCAGGAAGUUAAGGGCCUGGAUGAACUAAAGUCGCUCACAAAUUUGGAAUUGAUCGGCUGCAUAUCAUUGAGUGACGGAUACAAUUCGAAACUACCAGGUGAGUGCUCACAAACAAUUCUCGGCUGCCCAAAUUUUAGUCCUGAUAUGAUUCAAAGCAGAGUCGGCAUGAACAAGCAACGGAUGGUCCGGCAACCAAAAAGGGAAAGAGAACUGGGAAUGUAAGAUGAGGCGGCCAUUCUGUCGGGCUCGCGCUCGCGUGUUACUAAUAAGUAAGCACCAUUUUUGUGGCAUUCAAGCGAAGAGAUGAUCGACUCGAAGAUUGGUCAUACUCCGAUGAUUCUCACGUUAUUUGUAAAUGCUAUAUUUAACAAGC
Molecule: messenger RNA, 3637 nt
Organism: Rhodamnia argentea
Lineage: Eukaryota; Viridiplantae; Streptophyta; Magnoliopsida; Myrtales; Myrtaceae
Product: disease resistance protein RUN1-like
Exons: 4
Coding region: 1-3486 (1161 amino acids)
Biological process (GO): signal transduction; defense response
Molecular function (GO): ADP binding
Source: RefSeq, a predicted model, not a curated record